AUGGCGGAUCUUUCCUCAAACAAGCGCCUCCGACUCGACUCAGCCGACUCGGAGUCCGACACACCGGAGGUCAAGCGUCUCAAAGACGACCUCCUCGGCCUUCUCGACGACGCCGACCCUGAUCCCGUUGUUCAGGAUCUCGAUUCCGUCAUCCAGAGUUUCGCCGACGAGAUCUCCCCGGUCUCCUCUCCGCCGUCGCUCCCGGCAGCGAUCGACGAGUCCUUGCCGGAGCUCGGGUACCUUCUCGUGGCCUCAGACGAUGAGCUUGGACUCCCUCCGUCUGAGGCCUCCACCAGCCACGGCGGUGAAGCGGAGGCAGCGGAACUGACUCGAGCGUCGUCGGAGUCGUCCGGGAUGGGAGAGAUUUGGGGAUUUGAAGAUGCGAUUCCGAGUUACGAGUCGUUCGAGUUGGGGGAAGGAGGGAGAUUCUAUAACGAUACCGAAUAUGUUGCGUUGGAUGGACUUUUUGAACAUUCCGAUGUGUACUCUGUUUUCUCGUGA
This is a messenger RNA of Cucurbita pepo subsp. pepo (vegetable marrow), 501 nucleotides long. RefSeq lists its product as uncharacterized. Lineage: Eukaryota; Viridiplantae; Streptophyta; Magnoliopsida; Cucurbitales; Cucurbitaceae. The record is from RefSeq and is a predicted model, not a curated record.